GCCCUCCGCUUCCCUAAGUUAAAGAGGAAGAGCGGGCCGUUAGGUGGCUGGUUGGGUGAAUUGACCUCUGCCGCGGCCGCGAGCCAGCCGCCGUGCUUCCGGCGGCCGGAGCCCCGCGCACGCUCGGAGCCAUGCUGAGGAGCUGCACCGCGGCACUGCGCACGCUCCGGGCCCUGCGCGGCAGGCGGGCAGCUAGGGACCCGGUACCCGCGCGGAGGUGGUUUUCUACUGAGAAAGUCAUUCUUAAGGACCAUGCUCUCCCCAACCCCAGCUGGAGCAAGGACUUAAGACGCCUCUUUGACCAGUUCAUGAAGAAAUGUGAAGACGGUGCCUGGGAACGUUUGCCUUCAUAUAAAAACUCAAAACUUGUGAAAGAACAGCUGUCACAGGCCCAGCUCUUCACCAGAGGCUAUGAGGAUGGCCUGGGCUUUGAAUAUGUGAUGUUCUAUAACGAUGAUGAGAAAAGGACAGUUUGCUUGUUUCAAGGAGGUCCUUAUCUGCAAGGAGUACCUGGAUUCCUUCAUGGAGGUGCCAUUGCAACAAUGAUUGAUGCUACUGUUGGUAUGUGUGCAGCUAUACCUGGGGGAAUUGUCAUGACUGCCAAUCUCAACAUCAAUUUUAAAAGACCUAUCCCUCUUUGUUCUGUUGUUGUGAUAAAUAGCCAACUUGAUAAAAUUGAGGGGAGGAAAUUGUUUCUUUCUUGUAAUGUUCGAAGUGUUGAUGAGAAGAUCCUGUACUCAGAGGCAACAAGCUUAUUUAUAAAGCUGGAUCCUGAAAAAAGUUUGACAUAAAAGAGCUUCUGGUGAAUUCCACACCAAUCUGCGUAAGGCUGUCCCUCCUCCAGAAGAAGCAGUUGUCUUCAGUCCUGUUCUACUCAUCCACUGUUGAAUCCCCCAUCGGGUGAAGCCUGCUAACACGGACCUUCCUAAACAAGUCUUUUGAAUACAAUUCCAGUAGCUCCAUUUCCACCUUCCAAACUUUUUUACACAGAGACACUCCCUGUGAGAGUAUCAGCAGUUCUUUCUGUCUCCUUAGGAUAAGUGUCUGGUUCUCCUAAAAUUUGAAUGGGCUCCUUAAGUUUGCAUAGGUGUGAUGUCUGAUCCAUUGCAUUCUGGAGAAAAAAAUCAUGUUGAAACUUUUACCACAAACUUGGAAAUGCCAGAAAACCAAAGGAAGGAAUAAAUAUGUGGGUGCACAAA
Messenger RNA from Eubalaena glacialis (North Atlantic right whale), 1199 nucleotides. RefSeq names its product thioesterase superfamily member 4 (gene THEM4). The transcript has 6 exons. The coding region runs from base 132 to 791 and encodes 219 amino acids. NCBI's taxonomy places the organism in Eukaryota, Metazoa, Chordata, Mammalia, Artiodactyla, Balaenidae. The record is from RefSeq and is a predicted model, not a curated record.